CUAAUCAUCCUGUAACUCAUCCAACUAAUCAUCCUGUAACUCAUCCAACCAAUCAGCCUGCAGCUCAUCAAACUAAUCAGCCUGCAACUCAUCCGACUAAUCAGCCUGUAACUCAUUCAACUAAUCAGCCUGCAACUCAUUCAACUAAUCAGCCUGCAACUCAUUCAACUAAUCAGCCUGCAACUCAUUCAACUAAUCAGCCUGCAGAUAAUACAAAUGCUCACUCAGCAGGAGGAGAUCAAACUUCAACAACUGACCCUUCUCAUAAAAUUGGAGGAGGAAAUCAAACUUCUACAACUGACCCUUCUCAUAAAAUUGGAGGAGAUCAAACUUCUACAACAGACCAUUCUCAUAAGAUUGGGGGCGGACCUCCAACUGAUAAUAGUCCUCACCAGGCAGGAAAAGGAGUUACACCAAUUGACACUAAAGGUGUUUACACCACACCACACGUGCAAUUCCCAUCGUUUUAUGACUUUAUGUUUUAUACCCAAUCAAUAAUUGCUACUGGAUGGCUCUCGUUAAACCUAACUUCUGAAUACCGACGAUUCACGUCAACAUUCUCAUGGGCGUGUGGACAAGGAUUUAUCAAUUUUGACAUUCUCACUUCCACUGCAAAUAAUUUACGUUCUAGUAUUUGUAAUAUUAUUAAUGUCAUGAAUGUACCUUCAGUUCCAGGAGCAUGUGUUGAUCAGAAAAAUGGAUAUAUGUUGCCACCAGUAGGGUCAGAUUCUAGUCUUAUAUUUGGUUCAACCUUUCCCACUAAUUCAACACAGUCCAUUCAUAGUCCUAACGGAUUUGAUUCUUAUGCUCAAUUAAUUGGUGUUCCUGUAGAAGACCUUCCUUUUAUAUCAAUGAUUGGAUUCUUAGUUAUUAUUGGGAUUGCGAUAACUACAGUUCUUUUGAGUACUGGUAUUGCUUUAAUACUUUUAAAAUAUAAAUAUAAACAAAAUCCACCUGUUUCCUUGGAGAACUUGAGGGAUAAUUCACAUUUAAUAUUACAUGGUGGCGUUUUGCGUGUGGUAAAUAUAUAUGCUUCAUAA
Molecule: messenger RNA, 1040 nt
Organism: Scutellospora calospora
Lineage: Eukaryota; Fungi; Glomeromycota; Glomeromycetes; Diversisporales; Gigasporaceae
Source: the annotation of a GenBank genome assembly